AGGGAGAUGAUAGUCAGGGUUUUUUCUUGAUUUUGAUAGGAUAUGAAGAGUUAGGAGAAGAUUGAAGAUUCUUUGUUGUUGUUAAAUAUCAGUGUCUAAUGAAGUUAUUUCGAUGAAGAGAAAUCAUCUAAAGAAAGAGCAAUUUCUAUUUUUAUUGAUUCAUGGUAAUAAACAGAAGAGAUUCAAUGGAAGUACUAGUGUCUUGAAUGAAUUAGAAUACACGGGUUCUCAUCAGAUAUGAUUUACAACAAGGAAAUGGAGACGAAUUCCUGAUGGUUAUGGAUGUUAGGGUCUAAGUUGACGUUCUGAUUUUAAAAAUUAAGAAUGAAAUUCAGAGGUUUGAUGGGACUGGAAUCAGAGAAUGGUUGAGAAGUUAAGAAGGAGAUGAAUUGUUAUGGGGUAUCUGAAUUUAGAUGAGGAACUAGUAAAUCAAGAUGGAGUUCAUCUGUGAAGCACCAGUAAACUGCACACAGGUUGUUUGUAGAAAGGCUUAAUCAAAUUACAGGGAGAAGAUGAACUGAUGGAAGAGGGGUUACGAAGCUACAUAAGUAUCGACAGUAUUGCUGUUGUUAGUUGUUUUUGAUGAUGCAUUGGCUAGGUUUGAAGUGUUGUACUACAAGAGAUGAAAAUGGUGAGGAUGUUCUGAAUGGACUGAAACGCGAUAUUUGCAUUGUGAAUAUUGCAGGUGAAAUGAAUGGAAUGGUGGUGCAACUAUAGCAAGAAGAAGUUGGCAGAGCAAUAGACUGGAUUGUGUAUGAGACGCAAACUGAUGGUGAUUUUGUAGAAUGCAAUGGUGAGUCUAAGUCUGGAGUUUUGCUGUCAGAUUGUAGAGAUGGUUCAAGGGGAUGGAUGUUUGAAGAGCUGGGAAGUUUAUCUUAAGUUGAACAUAACGAUGAAGAGCUGGUGCUGCUGAAUCUGGGCAAGUGAUGCAAUUGCAGUUGAAGAUGGAGGUCCAAUGGUUAGCAAUUCUGUUUGUUUGGUUCUGCAACGAGUAAAUUAUGGGUGUUAAUGAAUUGGGUUUGACAUGAUGAGAAUGCAUGAAGUCAAGAGUACAGGGAGACAACAUCUUCAUAUCGAAUGUUGGAGAUUCUCGUGCGGUGUUAGCAACGGCUUCUAACGAUGGAACGUUGGUUCCAGUUCAACUUACAAUGGACUUCAAGCCAAACUUACCACGAGGCAGAACGGAUAAUGCAUUGCAACGGAAGGGUGUUUUGCUUAGACGAUGAACCAGGUGUGCAUAGAGUAUGGUUACCAGCUGAGGAAAAACCUGGAUUAGCAAUGUCAAGAGCCUUGAGAGAUUUCUGCGUCAAAGACUUUGGUGUUAUUUCAGUUCCUGAAGUCACACAAAGGAGUAUAACCAGUAAAGACCAGUUCAUUAUCCUUGCCACCGAUGGGGUAUGGGAUGUUAUCUCAAAUCAAGAAGCAGUUCAAAUUGUAUCUUCAACACCGGAUAAACGUAAAGCAGCUAAAAGAAUAGUCGAAUGUGCCGCACGCGCAUGGAAACGUAAAAUACGAGGAAGCUUUAGGUUAGGAAAUUGUCUGGGUUAGGGCCAUGUUACCAUUCUAUGUCAUUAUUCAGAAGGAAAAAAGGGCCUUCAGUCUCAAUGCCAUUCCCAUUCUUCGGACUUUUCUGUAAUGUCUGUUGCAUUCAUUCCGACCGGUGCAGCGUUGCUUCUUUACUGAUGAUGUAUGCUCAGGCAAUUCAAUGAGUUCAGCAAGCACUGAAUGUUCAAUAUAUUUGAAGGACUAACACGUCUGUUUAGCUAAGAAGAUAUGGACAGCUGGAAGAUAACUGCAGCUGACUUUCCAUCCAUCACUUUUGGUCAAAACUUGCCUAGUUUAGCAAUAAAUA
Messenger RNA from Papaver somniferum (opium poppy), 1852 nucleotides. RefSeq names its product probable protein phosphatase 2C 34. The transcript has 5 exons. NCBI's taxonomy places the organism in Eukaryota, Viridiplantae, Streptophyta, Magnoliopsida, Ranunculales, Papaveraceae. The record is from RefSeq and is a predicted model, not a curated record. Gene Ontology annotation, biological process: protein dephosphorylation. Gene Ontology annotation, molecular function: protein serine/threonine phosphatase activity. The coding region runs from base 1120 to 1548 and encodes 142 amino acids.